ACCCUAGGGGGUCGAUUUUCGCGGCUAGGUGGAGGCGGAGUUGAAUCAUCCGAGAGACGGCGCUGACAAGAUCUUAUCACAGGAGGGUUUUGUCGACUUGAGCGUUUAUGAUUUAUGCCGAGAUUGCAGAGUAAAUCUUGAGUUAAGCGAUGGCGUACACAGCAAUGAAACCCGGCAAACCGGGGCUUGAGGAGUCUAGGGAGCAGGAGCACCGCAUCAGGAUCACCCUUUCUUCUAAGAACGUGAAGAAUCUUGAGAAGGUGUGUGCGGAUUUGGUGAAGGGAGCGAAAGAUAAGAGGCUUAAAGUUAAAGGACCUGUGAGGAUGCCGACCAAGGUACUCAACAUCACUACCAGGAAGUCUCCAUGUGGUGAAGGUACCAACACAUGGGAUCGUUUUGAGCUUCGGGUACACAAGAGGCUAAUAGAUCUUGUCAGCUCUUCUGAUGUGGUAAAGCAAAUUACCUCAAUUACCAUUGAACCUGGUGUUGAGGUUGAGGUGACGAUUGCUGAUCCGUGAAUCUAUCUACUUGGACUUGUAUUUAUCUGAAAAUCUUCCUUCUCCAAGAGAAUUUUAUUCCUUCGCUUGGUCUUGUUGUUCUGGUUGUCAGUGCGCAAUUUUGAAGAUUUUGAUUGACUAUUGCAUAAUGAAAAAAAAAAAAAAACAAUGCAGUGCUUAUAUUUUAUUGAAAUUUUCUUUAAAUGUUCCUGAUGUCCCAAAGUUGGCAUAUGAAGUUUAAAUGCUAGUGAUGUUAGUGAUUGAUAUU
This is a messenger RNA of Dendrobium catenatum, 765 nucleotides long. Its product is annotated as 40S ribosomal protein S20-1. Bases 150 to 518 code for a protein of 122 amino acids. The transcript is spliced from 4 exons. NCBI's taxonomy places the organism in Eukaryota, Viridiplantae, Streptophyta, Magnoliopsida, Asparagales, Orchidaceae. Gene Ontology annotation, cellular component: ribosome; cytosolic small ribosomal subunit. The record is from RefSeq and is a predicted model, not a curated record. Gene Ontology annotation, biological process: translation. Gene Ontology annotation, molecular function: RNA binding; structural constituent of ribosome.